Larimichthys crocea (large yellow croaker) is the source of this 886-nucleotide messenger RNA. RefSeq lists its product as uncharacterized. The record is from RefSeq and is a predicted model, not a curated record. The coding region runs from base 17 to 886 and encodes 289 amino acids. NCBI's taxonomy places the organism in Eukaryota, Metazoa, Chordata, Actinopteri, Sciaenidae. Gene Ontology annotation, biological process: response to bacterium. The transcript is spliced from 5 exons.
AGGUUGCUGUUCAACAAUGAUCUCGAUGUUUGAUGGAAAUUUGGCUGCUUUGAUUCUCCUUAGUACAGUAUACCUGAUUCAGCCUGCAGAGGUUCCUCACUACCUGUCUUUGACUGUGGCUGAACUUGGUGGGAAUGUUACUCUGCAAUGUCCAGUUCCUAAGGAGGAAGGCAAAUUCUUUCAUUGGUAUAAGCAGUCUGUUGGACAUAUGGUCCAAAGAGUCGCUGCCGUAAUUCUUGGCUCAAUGACAGUCAGUGAACCUAUUAACCCCCGUUUUACAAUAAUAAAAGCAGGUCGUCAGUAUCGUCUAACCAUCAGAAAUGUCAGCAAAGAGGAUGAAGCAACAUACUUCUGUCAACAUGGAGUUGCAUAUUCACAGAGUUUUGUUAAUGGCAUUUUCUUGGCUGUUAAUGAUCCUGAUCAGCAGAAAUCUGUCAAUGUGAAGCAAAGUCAAGAGACGGCAUCAGUCCAGCCGGGAGACUCAGUGACUCUCAAGUGUUCACUUCGCUCCAAGAACAAAGCCCGGUGUCCAGGUGAACCCAGUGUGUACUGGUUCAGAGCUGCAUCAGGAGAAUCUCAUCCGGCCAUGAUUUACACUAACAGCAGUUAUGAAGAAGAGGAAAGAAACUGUGUCUACAGUCUGUCUAAAACUAUAAGAGACUCCUCUGAUACUGGGACUUACUACUGCACGGUGGCCACAUGUGGACAGAUCCUGUUUGGUGAAGGAACUAAAGUGGAGAUAAAAUCAGAAUUAGACCCAGUUUACCUCGUGCUCGGAGUGCUGCUUGCCUGCUGUGUGACUGUGAUUGUCAUCCUGAUUUUCUAUGUAAAGCGAAGCAGAAUUUGUGAAUUUUGCAAAGAAUACACAAUAUUUCAAAGGUUCUGA